Tetrahymena thermophila SB210 is the source of this 453-nucleotide messenger RNA. RefSeq lists its product as hypothetical. The record is from RefSeq and is a predicted model, not a curated record. The transcript has 2 exons. Lineage: Eukaryota; Ciliophora; Oligohymenophorea; Hymenostomatida; Tetrahymenidae.
AUGCUUACAUCGCUUUCUUAAUUAUAUCAUAUAAUUUUUCUAAGCAACCUUCAACCAAUUACCUGUUAGUGUAAAUAUCUAAAUUUAUAUCUUGAUUCAUUAUCUAUUUUACUAAUAUGUUCUAAAUAAUAAUUCAGAAUAAUUUCUUCUGUUAUCAAUUCAAGAAUUAAUCAAAUUUAUUAUACUCUAAAACUCGAAAAAAUCUAAGAUCUCAUCCAAAUAAUUUCUAAUAAAAAUUAGCUAUAAAAAAUGAAUUAUACCAAAUUUAAGUGUUUAAACUAAUAGUAUCAUCAAUAUUUUAUUAAAACUAACUAACUUAUAAGAGAGGGGAGUGGGGCAUAUAAAAGCUAUAAAAUUUGGUCAGGAAACUUACUUAUAAUGAUUUUAGAAAGAUAGACCCUUUUUUUGUUUCAUGAUAAGCAAAAUAUGAAAACCAUAAGAAAAUAUAAUUGA